This is a messenger RNA of Pleuronectes platessa (European plaice), 6055 nucleotides long. It is a transcript of the gene pcdh15a, whose product is annotated as protocadherin-related 15a. The record is from RefSeq and is a predicted model, not a curated record. Lineage: Eukaryota; Metazoa; Chordata; Actinopteri; Pleuronectiformes; Pleuronectidae. The transcript has 37 exons. Bases 1 to 5205 code for a protein of 1734 amino acids. Gene Ontology annotation, cellular component: stereocilium; plasma membrane; catenin complex. Gene Ontology annotation, biological process: inner ear development; homophilic cell-cell adhesion; sensory perception of sound. Gene Ontology annotation, molecular function: calcium ion binding; cadherin binding.
AUGCGGCGGGGGUGGUGGCUCGUCAGAUGGCUGGGGACAGGAAUGGCAAUCCUCUCUUUGCUAACCCACAGCUGGGGCCAGGACACAGAAGACUGGCAGUACGAGGAAUGUAAGCUGUCCCGGCCGGGGCCCCCGGCAACCAUAGUGACCAUUGACGAGGAGAGCCCCAACGGUACAGUUCUGGUGGGAAACAUGCAGAUAAACGGUCGACCCCAAGACCCAGGCCGAACCAUCUCGCUGGUGUUACUGGAAAACUACAACUACUGGGUGAUUCUAGACCCAGCGCGACAGAGGCUCUACCUCAACAGCACCGGACGCGUGCUGGACAGAGAUCCUCCCAACUCCAUCACCACCAUUGUGGUUCAGAUCCAGUGCACCAAUGAGCUGGUCGGUACCAUAAUUUUGCACGAGGUGCGGAUAGUCGUGCGGGACAAGAACGACAACACUCCUCGCUUUCAGCAGCCGCGCUAUUAUGUGGCAGUGAAUGAGCUCACACCAGUCGGAACGACCAUUUUCACUGGCUUUGCAGGAAACAACGGCGCCACCGACAUCGACGACGGCCCCAACGGACACAUCGAAUACAGCAUCCUUUACAACCCCAAUGACCCGGCCUCUAACGGCACAGUGAGUGUCGCUAACACCCUGUCAGGACACAUUACUCUGGCAGAGAGGCUAAACUAUGAGGAGAGAACCCGCUACCUGGUUUUAGUCCAAGCCAAUGACCGCGCCCCUUACCCUCCCAACAGGCAGACGGCGACCACGACGCUGACCGUGGACGUCCUGGACGGAGACGACCUGGGCCCCAUGUUCCUCCCCUGCGUCCUGGUGAACAAUACCCGCGACUGCAACCCCAUCACCUACCACGUCGCUAUCCCAGAAUUCACUGAACCGAGCAAACUCAACCCCCUGAAUGUGACCCCGUCGAUCCGAGCUGUGGACAUGGAUCGAAACAUACAGCCUCCGUCAGACAGACCUGGCAUUCGUUACUUCAUCCUGAUUGGUCAUCCCAACACAUAUCCAAACUACUUCUCCCUGAACAGAACCACUGCAGAGCUGCGCGUUCUUCAGCCAAUCAGCAGGGACGUCUAUCAACGCUUCACACUCAUCAUCAAGGCUGAACAGGACAACGGUCACCCCCUCCCAGCCUACGCUGACCUCAUUAUCGAAAUCCUGGACGAGAACAACCAGGCGCCAUACUUCCAGUUUGCCACCUAUCAGGGCUACGUGAGUGAGUCCUCCCCUGUGGGUACGACUAUCUCCGCCAGUGCCAACCUCACCGCCCCGCUGGGAGUCAUCGCUCUGGAUAAUGACAUUGAGGAGACAAAAGACCCCAUGCUGAAGAUUACCCUGAACGACUACACCACGAUAUUUGGCCUGACCCCAACUGGGCUAAUCCGUUACCUGAGGCUCCUCAAACCUGUGGAUCGGGAGCAGCAGAUGGUCUACACCUUCACGAUGGUGGCAUCAGAUGGCGUCCAGCAGAGUAUCCAAGUAACUGUCAACAUCCUGGUCCUUGAUGCCAAUGACAACACGCCCACGUUCCCCGAGGUCUCCUACAGCGUGGAAGUCUUCACAGACAUGCAGCAGGGGGAGACGGUGCUACAGUUAACAGCCGCAGAUGCUGAUGAGGGACUGAACGGCCUGGUGACCUAUGAGAUACUGGCUGGAGCUCAGGGAGAUUUCAUCAUUAGUAAUCGCACUGGACGUAUCACUGUGGCGCCCGGUGUCACUUUAACCGUGGGUCGAUCGUACGCGCUGACUGUCAAAGCCUCUGACAAUGCGCCAGAGAUCCAGAGAAGGAGCUCCAUAACUACGGUGUACAUUGAGGUCCUGCCACCCAACAACCAGAGCCCCCCGCGCUUCCCCCUCUUCACCUACAGCCUCGAAGUGAGCGAGGCCAUGCGGAUCGGAGCUAUUCUGCUCAACCUGCAGGCCACAGACAGAGAAAAUGACCCCAUCACAUACCGCAUUGUGAGCGGGGAUUCCCAGAAGGUCUUCAACCUCUCUGAAACGAUUGGUCUUCUGCUGCUGGACCAGCCCCUCGACAGAGAGACCACUGAUAAGUACCGUCUGGUCGUUACAGCCUCUGACGGCAACCCUGGCGGGACGUCCACUACGACUGUGAACAUAGUCGUCACUGACGUCAACGAUAAUGACCCCAAGUUCAACCUCACCACCCCCACUAAUUUCACUGUGCUAGAAGAACAAGCCGACUUGUUCAUAGGAGAAGUCACGGCCACGGAUCCAGAUGCAGGGGCUAAUGGCCAGGUGCGCUACCGGAUUGUAAAUCAUCCCGACUUGUUCACGAUCAUGGACAACGGCAGCAUCUACACACGAGUGCCUCUGGAUCGGGAGCUCAGGAGCCAGUACCUCCUGGUGGUGGAGGCGUCGGACGGGGCGGUGGAUCCACGUCGCACCUCCUGGACUCUCUCAAUCCAGGUCAUAGAUAUCGAUGACAACAGCCCUAUGUUUUCCCAGCAAACUUAUGUGGUGAACGUUCCUGAAAACAGCCCGGUGGGAACUGUAGUUCUGAAGCUGAGCGCAGUGGACUCAGACCUCGUCUCCAAUGUCACGUAUCGGAUCAAGACUGAGUCGGCCCGGCAGCUGUUCUCUCUGAACCUCAUCACAGGGGAGUUAGCUGUGCUGCAGACCCUGGAUUUUGAGAACCUGGCAGCUAUGGGCAUGGGGGCUUCUUACACCUUUCAGGUGGAGGCUGUCGACCAAGGAGGGGUCAUGCCCCCAGGGCAGGCCACCGUCACGGUCCGCAUCACGGAUAUGAACGACUUCUCCCCCAUCUUUAUUCAAGACCUGUAUAAGGGCUUGGUGGCCCCCAACGCAGAGAAAGGAACCGUCAUCACAACGGUUUUAGCUGAGGACCAAGACCCCCCUGGCACUCCGGCGAGCUUUGUCCGGUACAGAGUGGACCUGGACCGGUCGCCGUACAGCGGCAGCAUCUUUGAUGUGGAAGAGGUAUCUGGGAGAGUCAUCACUAAGGUCAACCUCAAUGAGCAGCCCAGCGUCACCUUCAAGUUGUUUGUGAUUGCCUUCGAUGACGGGGAGCCGGUGAAGACUAACGGCACGUUGGUGGAAAUCACCGUCCUCCAGCCUUCUCGCAUCCCGAUCUUCACCCAGGAAGAAUACAAGUUCGCUCCAGUAAGUGAGCUGGCUCCAUUUGGCAAACCAGUGGGGACCAUCCUGGCUGCUGCUGUCAAUCAAACCAUCUUCUACUCCAUUGUGGCAGGGAAUGAACAGGGUCAUUUCCAGGUGAACAACAGGACAGGCGUCAUCUCCACAGCUAAGCCCCUGGAUUAUGAAAACGUGACCAGCUAUGUCCUCAGAGUCCAGGCGGACUCGAUGGUGGUCGUCAUGUCAAACCUGCGAGUUCCUUCCAAAACGAACACAGCCAAGGUGUUUAUUGAGGUGCUUGACGAGAACGACCACCCUCCCCUCUUCAGCAGGAAGCUCUACAUAGGCGGCGUGACGGAGGACACCAAGAUCUUCAGCUCCGUGCUCAAGAUUGUGGCCACUGACAAGGACACCGGGAAUUACAGCGCCAUGGCGUACCGCCUGAUUAUCCCGCCCGCGCCGGAGGGCCAGGACAGUUUCGUCAUCGAGACCUACACGGGCAUGGUCAAGUCGGCCAUGAUGUUUCGAAAUAUGCGCAGGUCCUAUUUCAAGUUUGAGGUUAUUGCCACAGACGACUACGGCAUAGGCCUCAGCAGCAGUGCCGAUGUGGUGGUUUCUGUGGUCAACGCGCUGGACAUGCAAGUUGUUGUGUCCACUGUCCCUCCCCAUUUAGUGGAAGAGAAAAAAGAGGAGCUCAUUCGUAUCCUGGAGCGCCACGUCCAGGACCAGAUUCCAGGGGCCAAAGUGAUUGUAGAAGCGAUUGGGCCCCGUCGUCACGGCGACGGCUUUGAGCUGGAGGACUACAGUAAGACGGACCUGAUGGUGUACGCCAUCGACCCGCUCACCAACAGGGCCAUCUCACGCCAGGAGCUCUUCAAAUUUCUCGACGGCAACGUGCUGGACAUCAACAAGGAGUUCCAGCCGCACCUCGGCGAGGGCGGCCGCAUCCUGGAGAUCCGCUCUCCGGACAUCGUGGCCAGUGUGAAGAAGGCAGCUCAGGCCGUGGGCUACACGGAGGGGGCGCUCCUGGCUCUGGCCAUCAUCAUCAUCCUCUGCUGCAUCCCCGCCAUCCUCAUCGUCAUGGUCACCUACAAACAGUUCAAAGAGCGACAGGCAGAAUGUGCCAAAACCGCCCGGAUUCAGAUGGCCCUACCGCCGGGAGGGAAAGCACCUCCUGCGGCUGCUCCCAGCGCCAACCUCUAUGAAGAGCUGGGCGACAGCAGCAUGAGGCGAGGCUACGGACGACAGCAACAGCAACUGCUGAGGCCAUCUCUGCUGAGACCUGAGGAACUCUCCAUGGAGUCAGGUAUCGACCCGGGCCAGGACUACUACACACAGGACUACUAUAAUUACGAACAAGGAUACGACCUUCCUCAGUUCGGCAGUCGGAGGAGGCUGAUACCGCCCAUGUACGAUGAAUAUGGAGAGGUGAUCAUGGAGGAUGAUGGGUAUUACUACAGUGGCCCGGAGACUGCGAGAAAGAAACGGAUUAAGUUGGUGGUAGAUCGGGAGAAUGAAACCAGCUCCACGGGAGAGGAGAGCACCACAGACACCCAGUGGAACCGACCUCCCAACAGCAACAUCAACGGGAACGUCUACCUCGCACAAAACGGCACCAUCGUCCGAACCCGCAGGCUGCCGCACCCAAACAACCUGAAGGGGGGCUCGCCGUGCCGGCUGGGUAAGCAUUUCAAAAAACUAGACAAGUUAGGCGUGACUCACGAAGAACCUCCGCCUGUUAUAAGCAUCGAGGGUUCGGGAAACAACACAGAAAACGGAACAGGUUCGUGUAGCCCGUCAGAUGUGGAUGUCAACCUCAACACCCGGUCCUCCUGUGGCUCCCUGGGACCCAGCAACAACGAGCUCAAAACCUUUGGGUCCAAAACCAGUAUUGCGAAGGCCUUGAUUGACAGAAACAACAUUGGCCUGUGUGUCAGUGACGAGCAAGAGACGUGUGUUGAUAACCACAAGAGCAGCAGGGAGACACUGGAGUGCCACAGUGACCACACAUUAUCGGACGAGGACGAGUUAUGGAUGGGACCCUGGAACAGCCUGCACAUACCAAUGACAAAACUCUGACUGGCCAUGCAGAGGAUUCAUGCCCUUCUUAUUUUCCUUUUAUCUUUAUCAUACUGAGGUUUUUCUUGUUUUGGAUUAAUAAAGGAUCAUUAAAGAUGAUUGUGUGCCUCAAACUGGAUAAGCUCUAAUCACCAUCCACGACUGGUGAUUGGACUUACAGUCACAUUUUAUUCAUCCACACUGCGUUGAAGCUUUUUUGUCAAGCGUUUAUUACCGACAGGGCUAUAACGGAUUGAAACCUAGAGCUGCAAGGAAAGGAGUGCCUCAAAGAAAUAUGACAUUUUAUCUGAACUGUGCUUAACUGUCAUUUUUUUUGUCAUUCAGAAAAAUGGGCCUCUGCUGUUGAGUGUUUCCAUAUUUUGCUUUGUUUUUAAUUUUUUUCAAACGGAUCAAAAAUAGAUUGUCGUUCGUUUCACCACGAUGUUCAAGGUUCAAUCACCGAGCAAUCCCGAAAGUGGAGAAGAGUUUGUGAUUAUAUAGUCUGUGAUAAAAGUGAACAGAAACUUAUUUUGCUAAUAGCAUUUUACCUGCAAGUGAUUAAGAUUGUCAUUGAAUAUUUUAUGUUGUGAUCACUUGACAAUGUUUUUGAAGAUUUCUGGGAGAAUAUAUGAAAUUAUUUUUGUCUAUUUUGUAUCUAACAGAGAUGGAGAAUCUAACCUAUUAAAUCAAAAACAUAAUACCCACGUGACUGUCAUCGCUGUAUUUCAACAGUGACAUGUGACAGUGUGCUCACAGCGUUUUUAUAUGGACAUUUGUAAUGUGGUAUUUUCAACUGCUUUACAUCGACACAUCAGGAUCCCCGUACACGGGGAAAACGGACUACCAAAAAAAUGUGUGUUACAUUCAACAA